This is a messenger RNA of Andrographis paniculata, 2072 nucleotides long. RefSeq lists its product as uncharacterized. The record is from RefSeq and is a predicted model, not a curated record. The coding region runs from base 554 to 943 and encodes 129 amino acids. The transcript is spliced from 4 exons. Lineage: Eukaryota; Viridiplantae; Streptophyta; Magnoliopsida; Lamiales; Acanthaceae.
UUCCCGACAAUAUAUUACUGAUUCUUGACUGCGACUUACAUUCCAAACCGUGUGAGAUGUUCUUGCGAAGUUAUAAAGAAUUCGUCGUUUGAAAAUGACUUAGAGAGUUGCUGGUGGAAAGAAUUUUACGCAGUCAAAGCUUAAUGAUUCCAAAUUAAUAGCACUAUUAUUAGGAAUAUGUUUCAAGAACAUUUCAAUAAUCAUUCAAAUGUAAAUCAGGAUUAGGAUUGGGAAUAGGUAAGAAUGCCCACAAAUAGAACUUGACAAAAGGCCUAAUUAACCUUUUCCGAAUGACUAAGCCAAUGCCAAAACUCGACAAAAAUUGCACAUUUUUGCUUGACUUAGCCUUCCAAGACCAGAUCUUGAAUAAAAUGGGUAGGGUUCGGGUCGACCCAAUACAAGAUCCGGGUCGGAUCCGUUUGGUUGAUAAAUGAACGCCUUGUCUUGUUCGCGAAGCCGACGGAAGUUUCAGUGCAACAGUUUUCGCCAAGGAGCUUCUGCGUUCUACGACGAGGGACACGCUCGAAGAAAGCAUCGGUAAGGAUUUCUGAUAAUGUCGUCCACCUCUUGUUUUGGUGGCGGGAUCGUGAGGUUGAAUCCUUUCAAAGUGAAAUUGACGGCGCCGAGGAGGAUUAGUGUGAGAGCUUCGACGGUGGAGUCGUUCGAGAGCUCCGAUUUCGCGCAACGCAUCGAGCGUGCGUGGUUGAUUUCACAGCAACCGAGGCCAGUUGCUUGUAGUUCAUGCGACUCGAAGGGGCACGUCGAAUGCCAAUGGUGCAGGGGGACUGGUUUCUUCAUUCUCGGUGAUAAUAUGUUGUGCCAAGUUCCUUCUAGAAACAGUACUUGUGUUAUAUGCAGUGGAAAGGGUUCGACGUUCUGUUCUAAUUGCAAAGGAACUGGCUAUCGGGCAAAGUGGCUGGGCGAGCCACCCCCGACUAAGUAGGAGAUCGAUCUAACAGAGGUACGCCCAUUUUGUUCAUGUCCUGAAUUUGAUUGUCCUAGUUUUCGCAAGUGUGUACAGCUCUUAGAAUUAUUUUGUGAACUUGAUUGUGUCGUAUUCUUUAUUGCAAUGCAAUAGUUUGUUGUUACAAUCUUAGAAUGAGUAUGCAUUGCUCUCUGGUCGACGAUGGCAGAGCCACAUAGGGGCUCGGCCGCGUACACCAAUUAUAUUUUUUUACUAUAUAGAUUGUCCAUUCAGUAGGAUUCGGAUAAGUCUGAUAUUUUUAUAUUGAUUGAAUACAUCAAUAUUUAUUUUGUUACUAUCAAUUUUACUAAAAAUGAUACAAAUAUUUAAAUUUUCAACCUCAACAAAACCGUUUAGCCCUUUCGGCAGCUGUUCAGCCCCUCGGCGGGGUAAGUCUAGCUCCGCUGUUGAAGGUGAUCACUCACACAGGAAACCAUUUAGGAUUACUAAAUGGUAAUUUUAUAUCACUCUUGUUAAAAAUCAGAACAAUAAUACUCUAUUCUUCAUUCAAAUCUAUGUUCAUUUUUUAUUGGAUCAUCAUUGACAAAUAUUCUCGUUUUGUUUUCAAGUAAAAAAUUAUACAUUUUUGUACUUUUUCUUUUACUAUAAAAGAAAAAAAUAAUUAUUAUUACUUACUUUUAUUAAUUAUUUUCUAAAAUUAUCAAUUUAAUCGGAUUUAGAACGAGAUUUUUGAGCAAAUUCGUUAUCUGCUCUGAAUCUCCUGGCCCAUUAACACGGGGACAAAGAUCACCCCAAUAGUGGUUUCUAAAAGCAUAUACAACAAAAAAAUUGGUUGUAGAAUCAAUGCUCUUUUUUUUUUUUUUUUUUUAAAUAAAGAUAUGAGAAUUUGAAGACGCUAUUUGAAGAUGUAAUCUUCGAUCGAACAUAAUAUUUGCAAACUAGACUCGAUGAGACAAGUUUGUGGAUCGCUGAACUCAAUAAGUUAGAAACAAGACAUACAUGUGGAAAUGUAUUAUUUGAUGGUUGCCGACUUGAACUAGUGCUUGCCCCACACGUCUCUCCAAACAAAAUUACUACUAGUCAAAAAAAAAAACAAAAAAGUUUACUACUAAUCACUCAAUCACAUAUAACAGAAAGUAUAAAAGUA